Molecule: messenger RNA, 1593 nt
Organism: Stomoxys calcitrans (stable fly)
Lineage: Eukaryota; Metazoa; Arthropoda; Insecta; Diptera; Muscidae
Gene: Dnaaf3
Product: dynein axonemal assembly factor 3 homolog
Exons: 2
Coding region: 75-1481 (468 amino acids)
Biological process (GO): motile cilium assembly; axonemal dynein complex assembly
Source: RefSeq, a predicted model, not a curated record
UUUUCUAAGUUUAUAAAACAAUCUCGUGCCUUAAAAGAAAAGUGUUCAUUGAAAUAGAAAAGACAUUGAAAAAAAUGUUUUGGGGACUAAGCGAAGCAUUGGAUUUAUUUCAGGAAUAUAUUGGCAAGUCAAAUUAUCAGGUCGAAAACGAAAAUUUAUCUCCUGACUCAAAAAAUCAAGAUAUUACAACAGAAAUUAACAUUUUGUUGUUUGGCUUAAAUGACCCACGGCAUAUACUAGCCACUAUGGCCAACAUGUACUCACACAGAGCGAAAGGAAUUAACCCUGUUAUAAAUUUCUACUUGGUCGAUGGAUGUAUCGAAAUUGUGGCUCGAAAUAUUGCUCUACUGGCUAUUGCGCUGGAGAAUCCUAAGGUUAUGAAUAUUCGCAGCAAGACCCAUUUAUUCAUGGACAUCUAUGGUAAUACCUUAGUUCGAGCAUUUUCACAUCAAUACGUUUCAGCUAAGUCAAAGUCUUUGAUAAAAACGAUUACCGAUAGCCAAUGCUUAGAGAAAAAAGCACCAUUCCUAAAUAUUGAUGGCUUAAAAUACCGUGAACGUGAUGGCGUGGAAAACGCUCUGAAUUUCUGGUCAUCGAAAGAAGGAAAUAUUUUCAAUAUAAAGCAGUAUUGGAACGAAAGGGUAAAAAAACUAUUGGGGACACGAUAUGACUACAGGGAAGGCCAAUUCGAUUGGGACCUCAACAUGGUUUUGAAAGACAGAAAAGGAUCCCAAAUAUGCUCACAGGAAUACAGAUACUGGAGAGAAACUGGAGUUGCUUUUACUUUUCCAGAAUUCGAGUACAACGUGCCAAACAAGACGCUAGCCGCCGGUUUAGUACGGAACGGCAAAAAAUAUUUGCACCGUGGUUACAUAGGCGAUAUCCAGACUGGCCCGUAUGCAGCCUUCGGUUUAACAACGUCCGAUCAACGUAUGCUUAAAUCAAUGCAUGGACAAAACGAUUAUCGUUCAACGGACAUUACAGAACGUAAUAUUUUGCAAAUAUUUCACGAGCUGGCAACACAGAUGCCCUAUGAUCACAAUCUCAGUCAGUCACGAAAAUAUGGUUCCAUUCGUCUUCAAAUGGGAAAAGGUCUAACUAACUGCGAGGAGGAUGUGGAGAACUUGCUGCAGGACUACAAUGAGCCGUGGAUAAAGAUAGAAGGAGUCAAAAUAAACUUUCUUUCAAGUGAUGAAAUUCUUUCUUUGCAAGAUAGCAACAGUCGUUGGGCGAAUUUCUUUGAUGUCAUCUUUGUCGCACACAAUUAUUUUUCAUUUUUGAAAGAUUCAUUUAUUGAUGUCCUGCGCUCUCCUUCAAUAUUGAUUAUGGAGACAAGACUAUUGACCACUGAGAGGAAAAGUGCUGUUGACAAAUUUGAAGAGGAAUUGUUUCAGUUCGCAGAGAGGACACAUUUGAAGCCAUGUAUAAACUAUGACACAAUCAACUCGAAACGGUCAAUUUUGAAGUUUCAGAAAAUUUAAAAACUACAUUAAACCGGAACUUUCGUUUAUAGUUUCUUAUUGAAAUAGACAAUAAAAAUUCUUACUCUAAUAUUGUGAUUUAUUAAAUCUGUUUUUGUGCUACUUUUUGCUA